AUGGCGUCUCUCGCUCGAUAUGUUGGCCGCCUGGCCGUCAGUGGUUGUUCUUCUGGAGGUGUAAGCAGCAGCAACUGGAUUUACUCAGCAGCGGCUGCUGGCGCAGUAUCUGUGCAGAAGAAUGCUUCGACUGUACAGCCCCUAAGUCGGGGUUUCUUCACCCUUUCCAGGCCGCGCCAAGGCAUCGUCCGUUUUAAUCUUGCUGACAUUGGAGAAGGUAUUGCGCAUGUUGAACUGACAAAGUGGUAUAAAGCCGAGGGAGAUGAUGUCGAGGAGAUGGAUGAGGUAUGCGAGGUGCAGUCGGACAAGGCCGCAGUCGAAAUCACUAGCCGGUACACCGGCAAGAUCGUCAAGCUUUACGCGAAGGAAGGAGACACGGUAAAGAUUGGGGGGCCACUGAUGGAUAUAGAUUCGCCGGAUGUGGAAUCAGACUCAUCGUCGUCUUCUCCUGAGGAACCUGUAUCAGAAGAAGUGCAGUCAGAAAAGGUGCAACCAAGGGUGGAAACGCGUUCUUCAUCCGAGGGAGCGCAGGCCCUUGUUUCUCCAGCUGUGCGCCGCCUUGCGAAGGAGAACCGAAUCGAUUUAGAAAAUAUCAAGGGUAGCGGACCGCGAGGAACAAUAACUAAGGACGACGUCUUGAAGUAUAUCAGUUCGUCAUCUACGUCGUUUACUCCAAGUUCUCCAACUCGUUCCUCGUCUUCAACCUCCUCCGGAGGAAGCACACAAGGCAGCCGAGAAGUUGAACUGCAAGGCUUUUCCAAGGCCAUGGUUAAGUCGAUGAAUGAGAGCUUGAAGGUCCCCCACAUGAACAUUGGUGACGAAUACGAUGUCACACGUCUGACUGCCGUUCGCGAAGUCCUGAACAAAAAGCUUGCAGCAGAGCAGAAUGUAAAGGUCUCUCUGACUGCUUUCCUAAUCAAGGCAAUGAGUAUCGCUAUUCAUGAGUAUCCUAUUGUUAACUCUAAGUUCAACACCACCACGCAAAGCUCGUACACAGAAUUUGAGUCCCACAACGUCAGCGUGGCCAUUGACUCGCCCAGUGGCUUGGUGGUGCCCUGCGUCAAGAACGUUCAAGACCUUACUCUCGUAGAAAUUCAAGAGGAGUUGAUCAGGCUGCAGGGGCUAGCAAAGGCUAACCGCCUCUCUCCUGCCGAUUUGACUGGCGGGACGAUCAGUCUGUCGAAUGUCGGUGUGAUCUCAGGCACCUACAUUCAUCCCCUGCUAUUUGACGGCCAGGCAGUUAUUGUUGGCGUCGGCAGAGUGCAGCGCUUGCCUCGUUUGGUGGAGAGAGAGAGCUCUGAAGGCUUUGAGACGUCUCUCGAAGGCAGAGACAUCAUAAACUGCAGCUUUUCUGCAGACCAUAGACACUGCGAUGGGGCCACGAUCACAAAAUUCAGCAAGAGCAUUAAGAAUUUGCUGGAGAACCCCGAACUGAUGCUGGCCUACCUCAAGUAG
Cyclospora cayetanensis is the source of this 1455-nucleotide messenger RNA. Its product is annotated as lipoamide acyltransferase component of branched-chain alpha-keto acid dehydrogenase complex, mitochondrial. Gene Ontology annotation, molecular function: lipoic acid binding; acetyltransferase activity. The transcript is spliced from 12 exons. The coding region runs from base 1 to 1455 and encodes 484 amino acids. The record is from RefSeq and is a predicted model, not a curated record. Gene Ontology annotation, cellular component: mitochondrion; cytoplasm. Lineage: Eukaryota; Apicomplexa; Conoidasida; Eucoccidiorida; Eimeriidae.